CGCCCACGACAAUCGGCCGUACACGUAGAAAACAAACAGACAAGGCUACUUUUAAAAGCACAGCACAUCAGGCGCAAUGCAAUAAGCCCUGUGCGCCAGACAGAUAGCAGAUACCACUAGCUCCAGGACCAGGCCUUGCCCUCCACGCCCGGACUUGAUCCACGAUAGCACGGGGCAGUCCCGGACGAAAAAUGCUAGGUGGCAAGCGAACAGGGUCGCGGCACAUAGCCGUAGUGCUGCUGAUGUGCCUCUUUUGGUACGUGAUCUCCUCAAGCAACAACGUGAUUGGCAAGAUGGUCCUUAACGAAUUUCCGUUCCCGAUGACGGUGACUCUGGUCCAGCUGUGCAGCAUCACGUUGUACAGCGGACCCUUCUUCAACCUGUGGCGCAUUCGAAAGUACCAGGACAUCCCGCGCUCCUACUACUACCGCCUGAUAGUCCCGCUGGCGCUGGGCAAGCUCCUGGCCUCCGUCACCUCCCACAUUUCGCUGUGGAAGGUACCGGUUUCCUACGCUCACACAGUAAAAGCCACAAUGCCACUAUUCACCGUCGUUCUGACGCGCCUCUUUUUUGGUGAGAAACAACCGACACUCGUGUACCUCAGCCUGCUGCCCAUCAUUACGGGAGUGGGCAUUGCCACCGUCACGGAGAUCUCCUUCGACAUGAUGGGUCUGAUUAGUGCCCUCAUCUCAACAAUGGGCUUCUCCAUGCAAAACAUCUUUUCCAAAAAGGUGCUCAAGGACACCAACAUCCAUCAUUUACGGCUGCUGCAUUUGCUUGGCCAGCUGUCGCUGUUCAUCUUCCUGCCCCUCUGGUUGUACAUGGACAGCUUUGCUGUAUUCCGCCACACGGCAAUUAAAAACCUGGACUACCGGGUGAUUGCCCUGCUUUUCGCAGACGGCGUUCUUAACUGGCUGCAGAACAUCAUCGCCUUCAGCGUCUUGUCGCUAGUCACUCCACUAACCUAUGCAGUGGCCAGCGCCUCAAAGCGGAUCUUCGUGAUUGCCGUAUCGCUCUUGAUCCUCGGCAAUCCGGUUACGUGGGUCAACUGCCUCGGCAUGACGCUGGCCAUUGUGGGUGUGCUGUGCUACAAUCGCGCCAAACAGAUCACGCGGGGCCGGGAGAAGCCCACGCUUCCGCUGUCGCAGAACAGCCAUGUGAAGUACUCGCCGCUGGAGCAGCAUGCAGAUCCGUAUUACCGGGGAUCGGUUAACGGAAAACUAUCAAAUGGACUGCACAGGACAGGAAACAGCCUCUUGGCGAAUGGCAGCGGAAUGCCGAACGGAACGACCACGCGGCUGCUCUUUGUCUAGUACUGUAUACGACAGAGUACGUCAAAACGGACAAACGUUACCAGAAAAACAAUCUAGAAAAGUUUUAGCUUUGCUGCAUCGGGCGUGAUGCUCGGAUAUGAACGAUCGGAAACGUGCUGAGAACUCAAAAAAGGAAAUAAUAAAUAUUUCUCAAAUCAACUGAAGAGAGAUAGAGACAUGGGUAAGUCGUCAUCUGGACCAACCAAUAUGAUCAGUAAGUAUAUAACAGCAUAAUAGUGCCCUCUGGAUGGGUAUAAGCCUUGAUGCUUGGGUUCUUCCAAGUCUUUGGAAUACGCACCCAAGCCCGGAGAAGUCGUUCUGGAAGAUCCAGGCAAUCAGCUCGCCGGUGUCGCUGCGGCACACUCCCAGAGAUUUGUUGAAGCGAGUCAGCGCCCGGAGGUAAGCGAGCGAGCCCUCGCCCUUGUUGGGCCAGGUCUCGUGCACCAUGGCCGCAUCCUCGUCCCGCAGCGGCCGAAUGUCGAACUCGGACAGCAGCUCUGGGACUGCUGCAUUUGUGGCUUCGCCAUGCGGCAGGACCAUGCCGAAGCACUGACGCGGCUGGAUGGAGGUGACACCCCGUUUGAGGGCCAACUCCUUGACCUGGGCACAGAACUGGAGAUCCACAUUGGUCAGUAGGGCGCCCUGCGUCCACUCGAUCAGCUGCGUGCGCUCCAGGCACUCCCACAUCUCCGGAGCCCCGCCGGGCUGCCAGCUGAAGAAGGAGACGCUCUGCACGAUGUCCCGGUGAAGACUCACAUAGGUGCCCCACUGCCGGAAGUCCCCCCUCCUGUGUGUGAAGAACUCCUUUCUCAGGGAGAUGUAGUUCGGGUCACCGCGCUCUAUCCCAGCCUCGUCCAACUGGCGGUCCCACUUCCGCUGGUUGUAGAGCAACAGGUAGUGGAAGUUCCUCACAC
Molecule: messenger RNA, 2227 nt
Organism: Drosophila biarmipes
Lineage: Eukaryota; Metazoa; Arthropoda; Insecta; Diptera; Drosophilidae
Product: solute carrier family 35 member E1 homolog
Exons: 5
Coding region: 192-1313 (373 amino acids)
Cellular component (GO): Golgi apparatus
Molecular function (GO): antiporter activity
Source: RefSeq, a predicted model, not a curated record